Messenger RNA from Gigantopelta aegis, 4591 nucleotides. Its product is annotated as sodium-coupled monocarboxylate transporter 1-like. Gene Ontology annotation, molecular function: symporter activity. Gene Ontology annotation, cellular component: membrane. The transcript is spliced from 13 exons. The record is from RefSeq and is a predicted model, not a curated record. Gene Ontology annotation, biological process: transmembrane transport; sodium ion transport. Bases 783 to 2408 code for a protein of 541 amino acids. Lineage: Eukaryota; Metazoa; Mollusca; Gastropoda; Neomphalida; Peltospiridae.
AAAACAUGACUUAAUAUUUACUACUUAGCCUGGAGCGGUACUCAAGACAUUCUAGUUAAUGCUGUAUUUACUGCUUUUCAUUGUAUGCUCAAGUUGUUGACAGAUAAACUCAGAUAUUAAAGCGACCAGUGAAGCAGUAAUCAUUUUACCGUGUUCUGUAUACGGACGUUAACGACACGAGAGCGUUUGCAAGAGAUAUACCUAUUAAACACCUUUCUUCUCAGUACCUGGAUUCGAACCCAGUACCGACCAGGUUUAUAUGCAAGAUGUACAAGAGUGCCCAUUUUCCCUGCAGCAGCUGGAUUCAAACCCAGCAAGUCCGUUCAUUUAACCACCCAUCCGUCAAGGCCGGUCCAGAAUGAUACGCCGCGAUCUCGGUCGCUGUGGCCCUAUUCAACGAAAUGGGUUUGUUGCCACUCUCUGUAAAACUCAUUGAACGGCGGCGCUGAUAAUGACCUUACUGGUUUGACCCAGCUUCCUGAAUUGAAAGCGUUACACAAGGUAAGAACGUCAGUAAGAAACAACGGUCGGCCGACCUGGGCCAAUAGGUAGUAAACUGUCUACCACCACCACCGCUUAGCGCUGCUCUGGCAGUUUGUUGAACGACUGAGACAUCAUCCAUCACUUUACGUAAUCCAAACAUUCUGAAAUCCGUUUGUUGACAUCCCACCAAAAAACCCCUGUGAAUACCUUCAUACGUGAAUGCGAUAUUCGAGGUUGUUAUUGUUUUUAUGAAAUUAUACAUUUGAUCGCUUUGAAAGAAAAACAAAAACCACGCCAAGAUGGGUUACAGCUUCGAAACUGGCAUUACCAAAGUGUUAACCACGGUGGACUAUGUGAUAUUCGCUCUCAUCCUCAGCAUUUCUGCCGGGAUCGGCAUCUUCUACGCCAUCAAAGACCGGCGACGUAAGAACAUCCAGGAUUUCCUGAUGGCGGGCCGCAACAUGAGCGUGGCCCCGGUGGCCUUAUCGUUGGUGGCCAGCUUCAUGAGCGCCAUCACGUUGCUAGGCACCCCAGCCGAGAUGUACAACUACACGACGAUGUACUGGUACAUUGGGAUCUCCUACUUCUUCGUGGCUUACGGUUCCGCCCACAUCUACCUGCCAAUCUUCUACCACCUGAGGGUGACCAGUCUGUAUGAGUACCUCGAACGAAGAUUCAGCAAAGGAGUGAGAACAAUGGGAUCGGUAACUUUCUCCGUCCAAAUGUUACUCUACAUGGCCAUUGUGCUAUAUGCGCCUUCUCUGGCUCUUAAUGCAGUUACUGGUUUCUCCUUGUGGGGUUCCGUCAUCUCGGUGGGCGUGGUCUGUACACUAUACACUGCUCUGGGCGGCAUGAAGGCGGUGCUGUGGACAGACACGUUUCAGAUCGGGAUGAUGUUCACCGGGAUGAUCGCCGUGUUGAUAAAAGGCGCCAUCACAGUGGGCGGGAUCGGUAAAGCCUGGGAGAUUGCCGAGAGAAAUGAUCGUGUUUACUUCACAGAUUUCAGUCCCGACCCAGCAAUACGUCACAGUGCUUGGUCACUUGCUAUUGGUGGAUAUUUUACAUGGGUUGCAAUAUAUGGAACCAACCAAGCACAAGUACAACGAGCAUGCGCAUGUCCGACUCUGAGAAAAGCUCAAAUAGCCCUGUGGUUCAAUUUCCCUGGUCUGUGUUUUAUUCUCUACCUGAGUUGUAUGAUUGGCAUUGUCCUGUACGCCUUCUACUCCAUGUGUGAUCCUCUUGGCUUCCAUCUUAUCACAGCGUCUGAUCAGCUGCUGCCGCUGUUUGUGAUGGAUAUCCUCGGAGACGUGACUGGUCUGCCUGGGAUCUUCAUUGCUAGUAUUUUCAGUGGCGCCCUCAGCACGAUAUCAUCCGGGUUAAACUCGCUGGCGGCCGUCUUUCUGGAAGAUGUCGUGAAGGCCUACAUUGGAAAGGGGAUAAGUGAGGCACGUGCAACCAACAUCUCGAAAAUCUGUGCUCUGGUGUUUGGUGUCAUCUGUCUGGGACUGACGUAUAUCGCAUCACUUCUAGGAGGGGUUCUACAGGCCGCUCUGUCUCUGUUCGGGAUGAUCGGCGGACCACUGCUUGGACUCUUUUCUCUCGGCAUGUUUUUCCCCUGGGCCAACAAAUGGGGGGCCUACAGUGGUGUGCUGUCUGGUUUAGUGUUCAUGUUCUGGAUUGGGAUAGGGGCCCAGGUGCACAAACCGCCCGCCAACCGGCCCAGAGCGCCAAUCAACAUGACGAACUGUAACUGGAACAUAACCACCACCACCAUGGCAACGACAGUGGCUUCUUUCAACAACAGCUUUAGCACCUCUGCGACAACAACAUAUUAUGAUUACUCAAACAUGACCACCACCUUCACAACGGCAGCGCCACAGAUUGAAAGGUCGGCGGACUACACGUUGUACUGUAAUGCUCUGUAAUCUUAACGUGAUAUGAACCCGUGUCUGUGUUUCAGGUCGGCGGACUACACGUUGUACUGUGAUGCUCUAUAAUCUUAACGUGAUAUGAACCCGUGUUUGUGUUUCAGGUCGGCGGACUACACGUUGUACUGUGAUGUUCUGUAAUCUUAACGUGAUAUAAACCCGUGUCUGUGUUUCAGGUCGGCGGACUAUACGUUGUACUGUGAUGCUCUGUAAUCUUAACGUGAUAUAAACCCGUGUUUGUGUUUCAGGUCGGCGGACUACACUUUCUACUGUGAUGCUCUGUAAACUUAACGUGAUAUAAACCCGUGUUUGUGUUUUAGGUCGGCGGACUACACGUUGUACUGUGAUGUUCUGUAAUCUUAACGUGAUAUAAACCCGUGUCUGUGUUUCAGGUCGGCGGACUACACGUUGUACUGUGAUGUCCUGUAAUUUAACGUGAUAUAAACCCGUGUUUGUGUUUCAGGUCGGCGGACUACACGUUGUACUGUGAUGCUCUGUAAUCUUAACGUGAUAUAAACCCGUGUCUGUGUUUCAGGUCGGCGGACUACACGUUGUACUGUGAUGUUCUGUAAUCUUAACGUGAUAUAAACCCGUGUUUGUGUUUCAGGUCGGCGGACUACACGUUGUACUGUGAUGUCCUGUAAUCUUAACGUGUAAUUAACCCGUGUCUGUGUUUCAAGUCGGCGGACUACACGUUGUACUGUGAUGUUCUGUAAUCUUAACGUGUUAUGAACCCAGUGUUUGUGUUUCAGGUCGGCGGACUACACGUUGUACUGUGAUGUCCUGUAAUCUUAACGUGUCAUUAACCCGUGUCUGUGUUUCAAGUCGGCGGACUACACGUUGUACUGUGAUGUCCUGUAAUCUUAACGUGUUAUGAACCAGUGUUUGUGUUUCAGGUCGGCGGACUACACGUUGUACUGUGAUGCUCUGUAAUCUUAACGUGAUAUAAACCCGUGUUUGUGUUUCAGGUCGGCGGACUACACUUUCUACUGUGAUGCUCUGUAAACUUAACGUGAUAUAAACCCGUGUUUGUGUUUCAGGUCGGCGGACUACACGUUGUACUGUGAUGCACUGUAAUCUUAACGUGAUAUAAACCCGUGUCUGUGUUUCAGGUCGGCGGACUACACGUUGUACUGUGAUGUUCUGUAAUCUUAACGUGAUAUAAACCCGUGUCUGUGUUUCAGGUCGGCGGCCUACACGUUGUACUGUGAUGUCCUGUAAUCUUAACGUGAUAUAAACCCGUGUGUUUCAGGUCGGCGGACUACACGUUGUACUGUGAUGUCCUGUAAUCUUAACGUGAUAUAAACCCGUGUUUGUGUUUCAGGUCGGCGGACUACACGUUGUACUGUGAUGUCCUGUAAUCUUAACGUGAUAUAAACCCGUGUUUGUGUUUCAGGUCGGCGGACUACACGUUGUACUGUGAUGUUCUGUAAUCUUAACGUGAUAUAAACCCGUGUCUGUGUUUCAGGUCGGCGGACUACACGUUGUACUGUGAUGUUCUGUAAUCUUAACGUGAUAUAAACCCGUGUCUGUGUUUCAGGUCGGCGGACUACACGUUGUACUGUGAUGUCCUGUAAUCUUAACGUGUUAUGAACCCAUGUCUGUGUUUCAGGUCGGCGGACUACACGUUGUACUGUGAUGUUCUGUAAUCUUAACGUGAUAUAAACCCGUGUUUGUGUUUCAGGUUGGCGGACUACACGUUGUACUGUGAUGCUCUGUAAUCUUAACGUGAUAUAAACCCGUGUUUGUGUUUCAGGUCGGCGGACUACACUUUCUACUGUGAUGCUCUGUAAACUUAACGUGAUAUAAACCCGUGUUUGUGUUUCAGGUCGGCGGACUACACGUUGUACUGUGAUGCUCUGUAAUCUUAACGUGAUAUAAACCCGUGUUUGUGUUUCAAGUCGGCGGACUACACGUUGUACUGUGAUGCUCUGUAAUCUUAGCGUGAUAUAAACCCGUGUUUGUGUUUCAGGUCGGCGGACUACACGUUGUACUGUGAUGUUCUGUAAACUUAACGAUAUAUAAACCCGUGUUUGUGUUUCAGGUCGGCGGACUACACGUUGUACUGUGAUGUCCUGUAAUAUUAACGUGAUAUAAACCCGUGUUUGUGUUUCAGGUCGGCGGACUACACGUUGUACUGUGAUGUUCUGUAAUCUUAACGCGAUAUAAACCCGUGUCUG